AUAGAACGAAUAGAAAACGCUAAUAUUGGCGCAUCCCGCCAUUUAAAUGUUUAAAAGGGCAUUUAAAUGUUCCAAUAUUGCUCCCCCGAGGGAUUUCUAGGCACGGCACGACACGAACCAUAUGUUUUUGACAGCUCUCACGCACACGUGCAAUGAAACGCGCGCUGCGCUCUACUGUCACUGUGGUCGCCUUGUUUACGUUUGUUUACAUUCAUUCGCGUACCGGGCGAGCAGCAAGGCGGUGUGUUAAAAUGUUUCGAACGUGGAAAGUGAUACGAUUUUGUGCAACAACAGACAUUAGCGUACGAUUUUAUCGACAAUUUAGUGUAGCGUGUAGUGCGCAGCAAAAAUGUUUUCCACCCCUAUUUGUACCGCGCGGGUUUCGUGCGGCAAACAGUGAAAUGUCGGAACAAUCACAACCCGGCCCGGUGACGAGUGCCACCGAGCCGGAGCUCGUGGAGUGUGGUGCCGAAGAUGAGCUGCUAAACAAUCGCAAAAGUAUCCCAAACUUAAAAGUAUCCGAGCUGUUGAAAGCUAUACCACGAUCGAAACUCAAACCGGAACGUAAAUCGGUUGAUGAAUUAAGGGAAAGCGCAAAACCAGCGCACAAGAAAACGGCCAUCGAGAAAGACACGCUCCAGAUGUUGCAGCAUCGUUACCAAGAUUCGCGCGAAUCGGAGGAACGGUACGACAAGGAGUUGAAGGUGCGCUACACCAUCCUACAGUCGAACGAUGAUCGGCAACGGGAUUUGAUGAUGCUGCUGGGAUCACGCAAAUACCGUGAGCGGGAAAAGCAACUCGUGCUGGAAGGUAAGCGCUUGAUAAUGGAUGGAUACGCCGCUGGAUUACGGUUGGAAGCGAUCUUGACGAGUGAUUUGAAGCUGCUGGCGGAUCUCAAAUUUAAGCGUAAGAAGCAAAACUGUCCCAUAUUUCUUGUUAAACGGCAAACCAUGAUGGAAUGGUCAUCGUUAACAACGAGCCCAGGUUUGAUAGGUAUCUUUGCUGAACCAACCAAUCUGUCCGAAGUAAUAAACCGUAAUGCAGCAGACAGCAAACGACUUCCGGUGACGGUGGUUUGCGACAACAUCCGCGAGCCGAACAAUUUGGGCAGCAUCAUACGCAGUUGUGCUGCCGUAUCCGUGCAGGAAGUAAUUCUGCUAAAAGGUUGUGCGCAUCCGUGGGAUCUCAAAUGUUUACGGGGUGGUGCUGGGGCACACUUUCGUGUACCCAUCUAUGGCCCAAUCGAAACCUACCAACUUCCGGAUCAUACGCGUGCCGGUUCAAUCUUUGUAGUUGCUGAUAACAAGAAACCAACCGAUGAACGAAACGGAUUCCAAUGGAAACAAUACGAUCAGAUCGAUUACGGAUGUGCGGAUCAUGUGGUGCUGGUAAUUGGUGGUGAAACGUAUGGCGUUAGCGAUGACAUUAGAAGCUUUAUACAGCAGUUAACUCAAACGGCAGAGGAAGGAAUGCAGGACCGAAAGUUUGUGGCCCACAUCCCACUUGCGAAUGGUAUCGAAAGCCUUAACACAGCAUCUGCAUUGAGCGUUGUUCUUUACGAAAUGAGGCGCUCUUUGUUACAAAUGGAAUAAACUACUUAAGAGAGAAGAUAAUAGUAAAAGUAAAGUGAAAUAAUAGAGAUUUAGUAGUGAAUAAAGUAAGUCAUUUACAAUAUAA
This is a messenger RNA of Anopheles funestus (African malaria mosquito), 1677 nucleotides long. Its product is annotated as rRNA methyltransferase 3, mitochondrial. Bases 153 to 1592 code for a protein of 479 amino acids. Lineage: Eukaryota; Metazoa; Arthropoda; Insecta; Diptera; Culicidae. The record is from RefSeq and is a predicted model, not a curated record. Gene Ontology annotation, molecular function: RNA methyltransferase activity; RNA binding. The transcript is spliced from 3 exons. Gene Ontology annotation, biological process: RNA processing.